This is a messenger RNA of Chroicocephalus ridibundus (black-headed gull), 2716 nucleotides long. It is a transcript of the gene UBXN10, whose product is annotated as UBX domain protein 10. NCBI's taxonomy places the organism in Eukaryota, Metazoa, Chordata, Aves, Charadriiformes, Laridae. The transcript is spliced from 2 exons. Gene Ontology annotation, cellular component: endoplasmic reticulum. Gene Ontology annotation, molecular function: ubiquitin binding. The coding region runs from base 80 to 961 and encodes 293 amino acids. The record is from RefSeq and is a predicted model, not a curated record.
GUGGGACCGUCGCCGUGGCAACGAGGCUGUGUUUGGCGGCGGCGCGGGCGGCCUGAGGCGGCAGGUGCCUUGAGAAGCAAUGGCCACAGCGGCUCUUCUGAACUUAGCACCAUCUCACCGCAACAUCCCUUCAAGAACAGCAGCCGCUUUCCUGUGGACAAACGCCAUCGACAUGCACGUCGCCAGGCCAAAAUCUGCCAAGGGACGCACAAGGCCAAGCUUCAAUUACUCUCAGAGCAUGGAAGCCUGUCCUUGCCGAGUGCCACCUUCCCUGCCACCAGCUGCUCCCCAGGAAUUAGUGAACAGCCGGAGAGCAUCAUCCACAAAACCCGCAUUCCCGUCCGGCCAGGUGUCUCCUCAGGAAAUCCCAGAGCUCCUGCAGCAAGUGCCUUUGAGGACCUCCUCUUCCCUCAACAAGUACAGGGUGCUCCCCUCCAUCGGCCGGAAAGGCGUAGGCAGCAGCGCAGUGGAAGCGGUGGCUGAACAGACCAACCGACUGAGAGUGAGUGCGGGGCAGGAGGAUGCUCCGAAAAUCAAAACUCCUUCUGGAGAGCAAGGAUCUGCCGGCGUAUUGUCAGAAAACCACGUCCCUGAUGAAGAAGGCUCCAGUGCGCAGUGUCCCCCUGAGAAGCCAGGAAGGAAAAUGAGACAAGAGAGCAUUUCGAUGUCAACUUUAAGUUUGGAACAGCUGCCGAAAGAAGAGUCUCACUUGCUGCUUGCUAUUCGAUCUCCCUCUGGUCAGAGAUUUGAACAUCAUUUCAAGCCCACCGACAGUCUCCUGACAGUCCUUGCCGUGGCAGAACAGAAAAUGUCAGCCAAAUACAAACACUGCAGUGUUGAAACCAUGGAGGUGCCCCGAAGGAGUUUCUCUGACCUUACGAGGUCCCUCCACGAAUGUGGGAUUCUCCACAAGUCCGUGCUGUGCAUCCGACAGAAAGAGCAGCACGACGCGGAUCUUUAGGCGCACAGAGAUGCCACUCUGGGUCGUUCUGCUGAGUGGAAUGCAUGACUUCUUCCGAAAAACUGAGUCUGAUGUUUCCUGGGCCUACUUCUUCAUCUUUCCAGCUUCCAAAAAUUCCCCUUGAAGCAGACUUGCGUAAAAGUAUUGAAAUAGUAUUGCAAGUGAAUAUACCUGCUACAUAAAUGGCAUCUUUUCUCACGUGUGCCAUCACAAAUUCCUUCCUGAGCACCACCAACCUUUGGCCUUUUUGGUUUGUGGAAAUUGUGAAUGUUCUUCUUUGAAGAUUGAAGUUUCUGAGAUCUCUCCUCUUGUCCUUUUCCGUAUUUCAGGAAGGUGCCGGUUCCCAGAGCGAAUCCGGAUGCAGAGGCACAUGUUUGGGAAGGUAGAGACACAAAUGUUUUGCUCUGGAGGACCAUCUUCAGUAGGUUAUCACCAUGCUAAACAUCUUGAGAGUGACUGAAAAGGAGAUCAAACCCAAAAACCAUCUGGAAAUGACAGUAAUAAUACAUUAAUGGAUUAUUGUGAAGUAUUAAAAAGCAAGACCAAUGAUAAUACACCUGUGAGGGCUCAGCUCUUUCUGGAUAACCUCAGUGCAGCUUUUAAGAGUGUGACUACAUCAUCUUUUUAAGAACAAAUAGUCAUUAUUUUGGCUAUAUUGGUGAGCAGCAGGAUUUUCUACUUAGUUUGGUGAGCAGCAGGAUUUUCUACUUAGUUUGCCUUCUCUCAUUCAACUCCUGUGAUCCAUAGGUAAGAAUAAAUGGAUAGUUAAGACGGGACGUUACAAAAUACUUCCAUUUAACACCUUUACACUGAAAUGAGUUAAUCCAAGAAAGCAAGUGCUGCUUUCAGAAUUUUAAAAUAAAAGUACGUUAAUUGGAUUUGACCGAGGAAUUGGCUUGCGCAGUGGACCAUAUAUUACUAAACCGUGAUUAAAAAAGAAGGAAAACUUGGCGGGUUUUAGAUAAAUAUGAUGUGCUUGUGCUAAAAAAAAUCUUCUAGGCUUCUAAUGGAAAUUCUUAUGGUUCAAAGGCAAUAAUUCAAUCUACUAAAAAAAUGGACUGUUUGCCACGCAGCUGAGGUCAUUGUAGUAUUUUGAGGUAAAGUGAAUGUUUUUUAACCCGAGUGUAACUGCCAAAACGACUCAGAACAGUCGUAGAAACAGGAAAGCUGAUGCUGGUGUUGACCAAGAGCGUAGCAUCUCCUUCUACAGCAAGUGUUCAGUGGCUUUAUAAAAAUGGUACCUGAUGAAAUAGUGUUACCGACUACUGCAGGUGACGGUGAUUGCACGGAAGCAAUCCCGGUGUCUGCAGGGAGACCAAGAUACGGAAACACACGGAUGCUCUUAAUCAAACCUCGGUGGGGAGCAAAGUAUUUCACUUAGUUGCCGGAGCAGGAACCAUUUUCUGUGUUUCAUUGAGCAUUAGGUGGUUAAUUCCCGUCUUCUGAUUUUGUGUAUACUUUGUUACUUUGAAGUUUCAGAGUGUUUUCAUACUGUGUGGUGGUACAAUCAAUAAAAUCUUUUAGGCUGAAACUUGAGCUUAAAAUGAUUUAGGUGAACUGGAGGUUUAACCAUUGCAUCUCCUCUUAACCAAGAAAUGCCAUUAAUAUGAUGGCAAACACCCUGGGGACUGUCCAAAUCAGACUUUGGAUGCUCAGCUGCUGUCCACACUGUUUUGCAUGUGCCUUCCUGGAGUUUGUAUCUCUGUCCUGUAUUAAAUACAAAAUUGCAGCAAAGAAGGAAACGCUUUGGAUCAG